Tetrahymena thermophila SB210 is the source of this 831-nucleotide messenger RNA. RefSeq lists its product as hypothetical. The record is from RefSeq and is a predicted model, not a curated record. NCBI's taxonomy places the organism in Eukaryota, Ciliophora, Oligohymenophorea, Hymenostomatida, Tetrahymenidae. The transcript has a single exon.
GUAUAAAAAACUUUCGAAUAUUUUAUAAUAAUUAAUAGUCACACAAAAUUAAUUAGAUAAACUAAUAAAUAGUUCCUAAAAGUAACACAUCAAUUUACAACAAAAAUAUAAAUUUUAAGAAGCAGUUUUGAAGUAUUUUCAAAAAAAAUGUACACAAACUUCAAAAAAUCUGCUGAAUAUUACGACAUCAGCGAUAAUUUCAGCUUGAAUUUUAAAGACUCAUAAUCUUAACUCAAUAAAUAAACAUCUAUUCAAAGUCAAAGUCAGGAUACCUAGUUUAAAAAUAUUCUUACUUAAUUGAAGAACAACUCUGAAAGCACUUAAGGAUCUGAAUAAAUUGUUGAAAGAUCUUCCUUUAACUGCAUGUCAACUUUGGAAAUCAAUGAAGACGAAUAAGAGCUAUUAUUUUUUAAUGGCAACGAUCAAAAAUUUAGCUUUGAAAAAUAAGAUCUAGAAACCCCAAAGAAGAGAAAUAGCUAACAACAAAACUUCAUUGCUGAUUAUUUCUUCGAUAUAGAAGACAGAAUAAACUGUUGGCUAGACUCAUAAGGAAUAAAGUAAGUAUCUCCUCUUGAUAAAAAAGACGAGUACUUUGAAUAAAAGAAAAAGAUAAUAUCGACUCAAGUGUUAUAAAGCUAGAAUGAUUUAAACGAAGAAUCAAAUCAAACUCCUUCAGCCAAAAACCUAAGAAAACAAUCAUUACUCGAAAGGAGAAAAUUAAAUAAAAUUAUUGGCCCAAAAAGCUGUUACGAGCUAGACUAUAUAAAUUGCUCAUUACCUAAACAAGAAAACUAUAUGUCAAUUUUUACAGCAUCAGAUUUUACUUUAUGA